GAUUCAAUCAAAAAUGUUGCUUGAGUUCUUUGCACUUGGCGUUCUGUCCUAUUCCGCACUUGGAAAAGGUAUUUUAAACCCGCAGGAGGUAGUAAAUGCACUGCCUAAGCCUGCUGAUCUCUUCGACUCUGAAGUACCAGGAAGCGGCAAUGUGCAUGGCGCAAAGGGCAAAAAAGGCGCAGAAAUGGGAAUGAAUGAUCAAAUAAGACCGGAAUCGGGCAAAGGAGCAGCUGCAAAAGCUCCUGGUACCAAGCCUCCUACCGAAGUAACCGAAUUGUCAGGUGGAGACAAGGAAUUAAAUAAGGAAGCAACUACCAAACCUCCUACCGAAUUGCCAGGUAGAGACAAAGAAUUAAAUAAAGAAACAACUACCAAACCUCCCGAAGUAACCGAUUUGCCAGGUGGCGACAAAAAAUCGGACAAAGAGGCAACUACCAAACCUCCUAACGAAGUAACCGAAUUGCCAGUUGGAGACAAAGAAUCAAAUAAAGAAGCAACUACCAAAUCUUCUACCGGAGUAAGCGAAUUACCAGGUGGCGACAAAGAAUCGGGAAAAGAAGCAACUACCAAACCUCCUACCGAAGUAACCGAAUUGGCAGGUGGCGACAAAGAAUCGGACAAAGAAGCAACUACCAAACCUCCUAACGAAGUAACCGAAUUGCCAGGUAGAGACAAAGAAUCGAAUAAAGAAGCAACUACCAAACCUUCUACCGAAGUAACCCAACUGCCAGGUGGAGACAAAGAAUCGGAAUGGGGCAAACAAACAACUUUCAAACCUCCUGGUGAGUUCGAAUUCCGAUUCCCAGGUGGCGGCAACAUGUAUGGCAGAGGAGGCGCAGGAAUAGGAAUGCAUAAUCGUGGAUUGGGAAUUUCUCUGGGUCCAAUAAUAAACCCGACGGAUUGGAGGGAAUGGGACGGGGCAUGGAAGGAGUGGGACGAGGAAUGGAAGGAAUGGGACGAGGAAUGGAAGGAACGGGACGAGGAAUGGAAGGAAUGGGACGAGGAAUGGAAGGAAUGGGACAAAGAGAUAAAAGAAUUGGACAAGGAAAUGGAUGAACUGGACGAGGAAAUGAAAGAAUUAGACAAGGAAUGGAGGGUCCUAGGAAGACCCGUACACGGGUCUAAAAGAACCGCUUCUCUCCAGAACGAGGAUACUGGUAAUCGCAAGGCAUCCCAUCAGCUUGAGUGAUAUC
Cylicocyclus nassatus is the source of this 1193-nucleotide messenger RNA. The record is from the annotation of a GenBank genome assembly. Lineage: Eukaryota; Metazoa; Nematoda; Chromadorea; Rhabditida; Strongylidae.